CGGCAAAUGACCCAACGACCUUGCUACUUGUUUAACUUGAAAUUUUUGCGAAUCGAAGUUGUCUUGGUGUAAUGAAUGGUUCAAAACCACAUAUCAGUAUCACCUUUCGCAAAUCAAAGAAACCAAAACUCAAUGAUAGUGUUAGAAUUAUGCGAAAUAGGGGGUUAUUAAACACCUCAAGAAGACUACUGCAGAAAUCAGUCAAUCAGUCUUUCACUUCAGCCACAUCUCUUCGUGCUAAUAAUGCUUCAUUAGCGAAAAAACUAGCCGAAUUGCAAGUUGAAUUAAAUAACCAGAAGAUGGCUACACAACAAGCGAAUAUUGAAUUAUUGAAUUGUCGUAUGGAAGUAGCUCGGUUACAAGCGUAUAAAGAAACCAAAGAGAGAAUAAAGGUAUCAUACAAAUUGACCCAUUAAUAGAUUGUAAACAAUAUAAAAAGGAAAUUUACUGAGUAAAGUGGAUUCGUCAGUCUGUUUUAAGGCUUCUCACCUACUGUAAAUAGCAUAAAAUCACGAGGAAUAGUCUAAUUAUAAAUAAAGGCUUGACGUGCUUUAGUUAAUGAAGUUAAGUUAGAUGUCCAAAACGAAACUAAAAAUCAUGAAAAAAGAAAUAAGAUUUUCGAAUACGCAUUUAGGAAUGUUAUCUGAAUGACAGUAAAGUCUUCACAAGUUUCAUUGUCAGGCAUUUGAUAGGUAAUGGGCAUAGUACUUACAUCAGUAAAAACUCAAACCCAUUUUAAAACAACCAAUGACAGUUCCUCUCCCUUCUAACAGAAGUAAUAGCUAUCAAACAUUUCCAACUUGAUCUAUUUUUGUUUGAUAUUGUUGAUGCUUACAUAUUAACUGAAGUUCUGAUUUUGUUGAUAAUCUGUCCAGUUAUUCGUUAUCUUUACUAAGACUGUGCAAUCCUUUUUUUCCUAAUUAUGGUUAAUAGUAACCAUAACAUAACCUCUUCUAUGUGCUACUAUUUUUCUAACAAAAAAAUUCGCAUCGGUCUUAACCGUCCUAAAUCAUAUGAUUUUUGUUCAAACCCAUCUGUUCAUGAUUUUCGGUUUCGUUUUAAACAUCCAUUUCCACUUCACAUAACUAAAAGUAUGUCGAAUAUUUUUCUUUUUAUUAUUAUAUUAACUUCCUGUACAUGAGAAGCGUUUAAAAUUGACUAAUGAAUUCAUUUUAUCCCACAAAUAUUGUUCAGUUUAAAAUGGUUUAUAUUAUCCUGUUAUUGAUGAUAUUUCUUAUUAAAGUUCGAUCAGUCUUGGCUGGCUUAUGGGAAUCAUGUGCAGAUUGCCUUUACAUAGCUAUCAUGACACAAGUUAAUAUAGAAUAGACGACAUUUGGCUAGCAGCGGGAUCCAGGAUAUGCAUCUCGUCCUAUUUGGAAUAUGAUAAUCUAAACCAUUUAAUGUUGAAUCAGAUCUCACGGCCGUUUCACAAGUGAGUGACUAUCUGGACUAGGCAGCUAAGUGAAUAACGCUAUGACGUUUAAAGCAAAACGGUACCGGGUUCGAGUCCCAGAGUGAACACCAACUCUGGGAUGCAGGUACAUCUAUCUGUCGAUUUCCAAAUGGUUCUUGUGUACUUUAAAUAAAGUUAUUAAAUCAUUCUAUAUUAUUUCUGUAUGUAGUCACUUUUCCCCUUCUUCUUUUUCAAAUAACAAAAUAAUAAUUGUUAGGCUUGUAUUUUAAAUGUACAUGAAUUAUUGUGUUCACAAAUUGAAAUGGGAAUGUCUAUGAUGACUUAUGUGAAAGAUUCAAUAUCGGUAUUGGAUAAAAAUGAUUCAUUGGAUUUGUUGUCGAAUCCUAUAUCAAGUCUACUUGGUGAAACAGCAGUUGAUCCGAAUGCACUUGAUUCUGUUUGUAGAAAAGAAUUUACAAAACCUGCUCAACAGAUAACAGAAGAAAAUGUUUGUCAACUAUCUAUUGUUUGUCCUGAAAUUCAAUCUCCAUCAUCAUCGACUUCAUUAGUAACAGGUCCAGUGAAAAUGGCAUUCGUUCCUAAAGAUCACAGUAAUGCUAAUCAUAUUUGCAAUAACAGAUUGGAUGUACAACCGAUUCCUCUUAUUGAAACGUUAAAUACUGACCUACAAUCAUCACAGUCUAUUCGUCAGGAACCAUUGGUAGUAGUAUCAUCUUGUGAAGAAGUUUUACCUGAAAUACUGACAAGUCCAAUAACUUGUAUUUCUGAAAAUAAUAUUACAAGCAAACAAUGUCUUCCAACAGUAGUCACUUACGUAAAUAAUGUUGAUUUAGAUAAUGAUGAUGAUGAUAAGGAUAAUACUCACAAAAACAUUAGUCCUAUACACUUUUCAGUUCCAAGUUUACAACAAUCGUGUAUUUCUGUAAAUAAAUUUUCCGUCGUUAAUCCAAAGAAUAUUGAUCAACUCGUCGUUUCUAAUCUUGUCAAUAGUUCCAGUAGUAAGAACAAAGAAUGUGUAGUUAAUACUGUUGAUCAUCAUGAUCAUGAAAUACAAUCAGCUCGAUCUCAUCUGGUGCGUCAAGCUCGUCUAAAUUCAAAACCAAUCAUUGAUACAUCAUCUUUCAUGGAAUCGUUUGUUGUUAAAACAACAACGACAAAAGAAAAGAAGAAAAAAACAGGUAAACAUCGUUUGAUUCGUAUCAGAGAUAGUGAUGAUGAGAGUGAAGAUAAUGAUGUCAACAAUAAAGGCGAUAAAUUAAAAAAUAAUAUCGGUGUUGUUGGUGGCGAUGGGGAUGGAGGUGGCCGAGUUAUUGAGACUUGUUUCCGUCGACCUGGUGAAUUUGUAUUUAGAGUUGAUUCAAAAAAUGUCAAUCCUUCAUCAACAAAUGGUGUCAGUGAUCAUAAUACAGACAGACAAGCAACUCGAUCCAAGUCGAGACCACCAACAACGACAAUCAACCAACAGUCACGAUCUAAAUUAAAACCUCAUACCACUACUUCUAAUAUUAAUAGUAACAAUAAUGAUAAGACUGACAAAGAAUUGAAUAUUAAUGGAUUUAAAAAGUUGUCAAAAGUAGUUGGAGCUGAAGUUAAAACAGUGAAUAUUUUCGAUUUAUCAAUGAAUCGAACUGCUGAUCUAUCUGUUCUUCCGCCUACUUUGAAUGAUUUACGCAUUAAGCAUAAAGAGCAACGACAACAAGUGCACUCAAACGCUGAGACCCAGAAAGACACUACUGCCAAGAUGACAAUGACGAAAAGAAAACGUUCUGUUCUUGGUGAAUUAGUACAACAGGAAAAUGAAAAACUCAGUUCUGUUAUAAAGAAUAUUGAUAUUGUAGAUGAACACCGUCGUCUUUCAGUUAUCUUGACUCCAAUAUGUAAUGAAAACCAACCUCCAUUCGAUGCACAAAUAUCCAAUUCAAAAAAUAAUAAACGUCAAUUUCGUCGAUUAUAUUUAUUCGAUCAAGAGAAUGAAGACAACAACGAUAAUGCCAAUAAUGUUGAUAAUGAAUAUAGGCUUAAAAAUACGAAAACUGACGUUGGUAAUACUGCAGGCAAACAAUUAAAAUAUAAUAACUUAACUUCUUCUAUUAGUAAGCUCGAUAAUAAUCAACCAGUGACGACCAACCCUAAAGUAACUACUAGUCGAUCACGAAAAAGAAAUUGAUGGAAGGGAAAUGUAUGAAAGGAAAGCACAUUAAUUUCCUGUUGAAUUAUUUUAUCCCAAUGCAAAAAGCAUCCUUUUUUAUUUUGGAUAAAUGAAAAAGGCAUUCUUAAGUUUGUAUAUAUUUUCUGUGAAAACAACGUACAAUCAAUUAUAUAGAAUUGACUUGUCUAUUAUUCUUUAUAAAUUUAAAUGAUAUUCAUCUCUACACAUGAUUAACUACAUGCUAUCUAUCAGUAGUCAUUACAAUUUCUAAUUUAUUUUAUUAAAAUUUUAAAAAUGGUGAAUAAUUUUUUUUCUUAGAAACAAGAAUACAAUUCACUUGUUUUAAAUCAACUUCAUAGUGUUAAUUGUACAUUGAAUUUUGUUUAUUUGAAUCGAAGCGGAAACUACUUCUUAACCAUCAAAAAAUAUCCUUAUUGUAUUUUAUUUUUGUUAAAUUGUUUGUUAAUGUUUUGUCUAUAGUUUUUAUGUGUGUUUAUCUUUCCUAUUUUCAUAAUUCAUCUUAAUUCUUUUUUAAAUUAAUCACAAUAUUCUAAUUCUUUGUUAAUGAUCAUACACACUUGUUAUUUCCAGUUGUAUGCAAUAAUACACAACUAAAGAAAAUA
This is a messenger RNA of Schistosoma rodhaini, 4186 nucleotides long. The record is from the annotation of a GenBank genome assembly. NCBI's taxonomy places the organism in Eukaryota, Metazoa, Platyhelminthes, Trematoda, Strigeidida, Schistosomatidae.